Molecule: messenger RNA, 1613 nt
Organism: Osmia lignaria (orchard mason bee)
Lineage: Eukaryota; Metazoa; Arthropoda; Insecta; Hymenoptera; Megachilidae
Product: short/branched chain specific acyl-CoA dehydrogenase, mitochondrial
Cellular component (GO): mitochondrion
Molecular function (GO): acyl-CoA dehydrogenase activity; flavin adenine dinucleotide binding
Source: RefSeq, a predicted model, not a curated record
GUAUGUACAUAAUCAACCGCGAACUGAGUUUCAAGCGAGAACCCAAAUGUAUACGAUAUUACAAAGUAGUCAGUAUUAUAUCGGUUCGUGAUCAGACGACACCAAUUUCUCUCCUUUCUUUAUUGUGUUAUCAUUCGUCCCAUGUGCGGUAUUAGUUAAAGUUUCUAUUUCUAUUUCUACUUCUAAUCGGAAUCGCUUAGUUAUUCGUACGUUUAAAUAUGAAUCUUAAACUGAAAGGAAAUAUGCUUAAACCAUUGAUACGACAAGUACGUACCAUACAUCAAGUUUUCAUAAUCAACGCGCAACGUUUCUAUCAAAUUAAUAGCUGCAUACCUCGAAAGAUCUGCGUCGAAAGGCAACUGAGUACGUGUGCAUCGCGGCUCGGUCACUCUCCUGGACCUUUAUCCCAAUUUACUGACGAUGAACUACUAAUGAAAGAAAGCGUUAGUAAAUUAGCAAAAGAGGAAAUCCUUCCACUUGUGCGAAAAAUGGAAAAGGAAGGGAAAAUAGACGAAGGCUUGCUACGAAAGCUUUUCGAAAAUGGUUUAAUGGGUAUCGAAAUACCAGAAGAGUACGGUGGUUCGGGAUGCAAUUUCAUGACAACGAUUUUGACGGUCGAAGAAGUGGCAAAGGUUGACGGGGCAGUCUCAGCUUUGGUAGAUAUUCAUAAUACUUUGGUGAACUCGUUGAUAAAAAAAGUAGCAUCGGAAGAACAAAAAGCAAAAUACUUACCAAGAUUAGCUCAAGAUUACGCGGGUAGCUUUUGUCUUACGGAACCCGGUUCCGGAUCGGAUGCUUUUUCUUUGAAAACUCAAGCAAAAAAGGAAGGAUCAAACUAUGUGAUAAACGGCACCAAAAUGUGGAUUUCAAAUUCUGACAUCGCGGGAUUAUUUUUAGUUUUUGCUAAUGCAAAUCCCUCUGCUGGGUAUCGAGGUAUCACGACAUUUUUCGUAGAACGAGACACGCCAGGAUUAACAAUCGCCAAACCUGAGGAUAAAUUAGGAAUAAAAGCGUCGGGGACAUGCAUGGUCCACUUUGACAAUGUUAAAGUUCCUGAAAAUAAUAUCUUGGGACAGUUUGGUCAUGGAUACAAAUAUGCCGCUGGAUUUUUAAACGAAGGUCGAAUCGGUAUUGGAGCACAAAUGAUUGGUAUAGCACAGGGUUGUUUGGAUGCUACCAUACCUUACACGUUGGAAAGAAAGCAAUUUGGAAAGGAUAUAUUUUCCUUUCAAUCGAUGCAACACCAAAUUGCCCAAGUGGUCACCGAGCUCGAAUGUGCUAGAUUAUUAGUUUACAACGCAGCCAGAUUAGUCGAUGCUAAAAGAGAUAUGGUGAAGGAAGCUGCUAUGGCUAAACUUGUAGCUUCAGAAACUGCAUUACGUGUCACCGCAAAAUGCAUCGAUUUUAUGGGCGGAGUAGGAUUUACGACCGAUUUUCCUCAAGAAAAGUAUUUCAGAGAUUCUAAAAUCGGUACGAUUUACGAAGGAACUAGUAACAUGCAGCUAUCGACUAUAGCCAAGUGCAUCCGUAAGGAAUAUACAUAAAUACAUCGUUAUCAGGAAGAAAAAUUUAUUUGUACUUUUAAUAUUUGAAAUUGUCUCUUUUCUUUUCUA